This is a messenger RNA of Zea mays, 1958 nucleotides long. RefSeq lists its product as uncharacterized. The transcript has a single exon. Lineage: Eukaryota; Viridiplantae; Streptophyta; Magnoliopsida; Poales; Poaceae. The record is from RefSeq and is marked predicted. Bases 111 to 515 code for a protein of 134 amino acids.
UCCUCAUUUCUUCUCUUCUCUUCAGCUCGCCGACCGCUCACUCUCCCUCUGGCCGCUGGACGCAUGCGUCUCUCCUCCCUGUUGCCAUCGCUCAGCUCGCCCCAUCUCCCAUGGCCGCGCCCUGCUCGGCUUCUCUAGUGCACGCGCGGUUCGCCGGCCAAGUCCCCUCACCGGCAUCCUCCAUAGCUCGCUCGCGGCUGUUGCUCUGCCAGGCCGCGUCCACCUCGUCCGCCCACGCCCCCUUCCCCAGCUUCAAAUGCCUCCUCCUCAGCGCCAUGAUGAGGAACCCGGAUUCCUCCCUCCCCUGCGACCUUCCCCGCCUCCCUUUCUCUGUCUCCCAUGCCAUCGGUGGCGGCGCCGUCGUCCCUGUUGACCACAUCGGACGCCGCUGCUCACUGCCCUGUACCAGUUCACCAUGGCCUACUCCUACUAGAGACCCGGCAAGCACCUCGACCGUGCAGUCUUUAAUUUCUAUCCCGUGCUUGACCCGUCCCUCUACCUGGUGGCCUCGGUGAGCUCCCCUGCAAGCUCCAUCGCGCCGUCGCCUUGGUCCGUGCUCGACCUCCCUAUCACUUCGGUGUUGAGCUCCUAGCCCCUUCCGACGGUGUGGUCAAGCAUUUGGGCGCCGUUCCUUCUCAGACCCCCUCUGCUCGGUCAUGGCACCUGGCCGCCGCGCCCCUGUUUCCUGUUCCCAGCUCCCUACUGGGCCAGCGCCCCUCAUCCUCCCUCGUUGUUGACCGUCGAACCCUGUGCUCCCCUGCUCGGCCACACCCAGCAGCUCGAUCCUUGGCCCCUUGCCAUAGCCACAGUUUCCUCUCCCCAUCUGCCAAAUCGCCGUGCCUCCCUAGCGCUCCUCGACGUCAGCUGUCGACACCACCUCACCCAUGUCAUACAACGCCGCGGAGCUUACCGGCGUCGACCUCCCUCGGCGCCGUCUCCUCCAGCCGCCAAUUCACCAGUGUGUCGCCUCCUCCCCAUUUGUUGUGCCUUGCGAUCUCGCCUGUGCCUGCUCCUAGUCGGCGCUCACUCGGAUCCGCGUCCCAGUUCCGCUUGUCGUGGGCCAUGCUCGUCCGACUCAACGUCUCUGUUCCUGCGUGCCAUGCGCCACUCCGUUGUGCCCCGAAUGUCGUGCUCGCUGUGGUCGGCUCUGGUGGUCGGCAUCGUCACGUUAUCUGCCCCGCCAAGCCCUCAGACCCACUCUGCUCCAAUCGUCCAUCAUCGCUAGCUCUUGUGCCUCUCUGUGCGUGCGCUACUCAUUAUUGCGGUGCCAUCCAGCUCGUAGUCGGCUUUAUCGUGAUUGUUGUGCAUUGCUCGACACCCUGCCAUCAUGUCUACAUUUGUGUUUGCCAUCGUCGUCAAGUUCCUAUUUUAGUUGCCUCGCCUGCGUGUGUGUGGGAGUGAUGCUGGAGCUAUGGUUGAAGAAGAAAGUGAAGUCCAAAAGAGACGCUCUUCAUGGACCUUGUCAUCGAGCCACGUUGUGCCCACGACGUGCUCGUCGACUCCGAUGAUCUGUUUUCUAAUUACGUGUUGCCUACGUCGAUCUUCGAAACCCCUUGUCGUGCUCGACUCUGCAAGUCUCCAACUCAUCGUCGUUCUGUGCGUCAUCAAGAAAUCCCGAGAGUUUUGUGAAGAAGCAAUUCUCGCGUGGCGCUCGUCUAAUAUUCGACGAACUUUUUGAACAUGUGAUCGUCGUCAUUUCUGCAAAUUCCAAGUCAGAUUUAGGUAAGCUGAUUCACUAUUUUUAUUAGUUGAUUGGAUUGAUGGAUCAAAUAGAAUUGUUGAACGUGAUGAUUUUUUUGAUUUAGCAUACGUGUGUUGAAAUCGGGAUUUUAGAUGCGAUUGAUAUGAAGGGUAAGGGUAGACAUAUCUAAAUUAUGUGACCGAAUUAAUAAUACAAAUUAUAGGACUAGUGUUUCUAAGGUCUGGCAGAUAAAUAUUGAUUAAAUUGCUUUGGAUGU